Lutra lutra (Eurasian river otter) is the source of this 9178-nucleotide messenger RNA. It is a transcript of the gene SLC7A11, whose product is annotated as solute carrier family 7 member 11. Gene Ontology annotation, molecular function: L-amino acid transmembrane transporter activity. Bases 326 to 1837 code for a protein of 503 amino acids. Gene Ontology annotation, biological process: amino acid transmembrane transport. The transcript is spliced from 12 exons. Lineage: Eukaryota; Metazoa; Chordata; Mammalia; Carnivora; Mustelidae. The record is from RefSeq and is a predicted model, not a curated record. Gene Ontology annotation, cellular component: membrane.
CUUAAAUACCAGCCCCUGAGGAAGCUGAGCUGGUUUGUAAUCAUAGGGCAGUAACAGCAGCCGCAGCAGCAGAGGUAGUCUGAGGUGGUGGAGGAGCAGGAGCACCAUGAACACACAGGUGUUUCUGAGGAGUAAUUAGAUAGCUGUGAAGGAGAAAAUACACCUUUGAGUUCCUACCUGUGAACACAAUAGCGCUGAAAGAGACAGUCUGAAAGCAGAGAGGAAGAGGUUUGGUCAGUCCCACCAAGAGACACAAAGUUGAAAGUUUGGGGUUUUUAUUUUUAUUUUUUUUCCUCCAUUUCAUUUUUUCCUGUGUGUCACUACAAUGGUCAGAAAGCCUGUCGUGUCCACCAUCUCCAGUGGAGGUUACCUGCAGGGGAAUGUUAAUGGGAAGCUGCCUUCCUUGGGUGGCAAGGAGCCCCCUGGGCAGGAGAAAGUGGUGCUGAAGAAGAAAAUCACUUUGCUGAGGGGCAUCUCCAUCAUCAUUGGCACAAUCAUUGGAGCAGGAAUCUUCAUCUCUCCCAAGGGCGUGCUCCAGAACACGGGCAGCGUGGGCAUGUCUCUGAUUAUCUGGACAGUCUGUGGGGUCCUGUCACUAUUUGGAGCCUUGUCCUAUGCCGAGUUGGGAACAAGUAUAAAGAAAUCUGGUGGUCAUUAUACAUACAUCCUGGAGGUCUUUGGCCCAUUACCAGCUUUUGUACGAGUCUGGGUAGAACUGCUCAUAAUACGCCCUGCAGCCACUGCUGUGAUUUCUCUGGCCUUUGGACGCUACAUUCUGGAACCCUUUUUUAUUCAAUGUGAAAUUCCUGAACUUGCAAUUAAGCUCAUUACAGCUGUGGGCAUAACUGUAGUGAUGGUCCUAAACAGCAUGAGUGUCAGCUGGAGUGCCCGGAUUCAGAUUUUCCUAACCUUUUGCAAGCUCACAGCAAUUCUGAUAAUUAUAGUCCCUGGAGUUAUGCAGCUAAUUAAAGGGCAAACACAUCACUUUAAAGAUGCCUUCUCAGGAAGAGAUGCGAGUAUUAUGGGGUUGCCACUGGCUUUUUAUUAUGGAAUGUAUGCAUACGCUGGCUGGUUUUAUCUCAAUUUUGUUACUGAAGAAGUAGAAAAUCCUGAAAAAAACAUCCCCCUUGCCAUAUGUAUAUCCAUGGUCAUCGUCACCAUUGGCUAUGUGCUAACAAAUGUGGCCUACUUUACGACCAUUAGUGCUGAGGAGCUGUUGCUUUCAAAUGCAGUGGCGGUGACCUUUUCUGAGCGGCUACUGGGAAAUUUCUCAUUAGCAGUUCCGAUCUUUGUUGCCCUUUCCUGCUUUGGCUCCAUGAAUGGUGGUGUGUUUGCUGUCUCCAGGUUAUUCUAUGUUGCGUCUCGAGAGGGUCACCUUCCAGAAAUCCUCUCCAUGAUUCAUGUCCGCAAGCACACUCCUCUGCCAGCUGUUAUUGUUUUGCACCCUUUGACGAUGAUAAUGCUCUUCUCUGGGGACCUCUACAGUCUUCUGAAUUUCCUCAGUUUUGCCAGGUGGCUUUUUAUUGGGCUGGCGGUUGCUGGGCUGAUUUAUCUUCGAUACAAACGCCCAGAUAUGCAUCGUCCUUUCAAGGUGCCGCUGUUCAUCCCAGCUUUGUUUUCCUUCACGUGUCUCUUCAUGGUUGCCCUUUCUCUGUAUUCGGACCCAUUUAGUACAGGAAUUGGCUUCAUCAUUACUCUGACUGGGGUUCCUGCAUACUAUCUCUUUAUUAUAUGGGACAAGAAACCCAAGUGGUUUAGAAGAAUGUCAGACAGAAUAACCAGAACAUUGCAAAUAAUACUGGAAGUUGUACCAGAAGAAGAUUGUCGUAAAUUAUGAAUUAAUGCAUCUGAAAUCUUGGCAAUCUAUUCUUGGCCUUGUGUCUGCCCAGAGGGCUGAAACAAAAUGUGCAUCUUCAGGCAUUUUAUGAAAAUCCAGAGGAUUGCAACUUUGGUUUUGGACUAAAGGAAUCAGUUGUUGCUAUUCCUAUCUUUUAAUGUGUUCAAGCUGGUUUCUAAGAAAUUUAGUUUUAACUCCAGGUAGUUACUGAAAGCAGAUGUGUUAUGCAAGUAUUCAAUGAGUUCACAUGAUUUUGGAAGUUCUGAUACCUACGUGAAGUGAGAGGAAAAAGAUUACCGAGUGAACAAUUCCUUUAGUGAUCUUUGUAACAUAUCUCAUCAUGAACACCGAGAUGUUUUCUGUGUAUAUGGCUUUUAUAGAAAUAAUUUUUAUAUACUGUAGAUGACUAUACUGUGAAAAGUGUUUUCUGCUCUUCUGGGGGGGGAAAUUGUACAUCAUCAUUCUGAACUGAGGAAAGAAAGAAAUACAUUUUAUGUUGGCAUUGCAUUGCUUCCUCUUAGACACCAACUUAGAUAUCACUCAUCUUUUACUGCAUUACACCCAGAGCAUUCUGAACAAACGACAGAGAGGAAAUGCCUAAUUUUAAUGAAUACAUUAAAGAAGAGUUUCCAGGGGCUAUUGUUUAUGAGAAAAAUCCAGGAAUUUUGUCUAAAAAUUCUGAUAAUUGAUUAUGUUAAGAUUUUUUUUUUUUUACACUCUUUAUCAGGAAAACCCACUUUGUUUUCAUGGCAGCCCACUUGAUCAUGAGAGGAUGUAACAUCUUUCUUAGAGAAAGCAAUAGUCAAUUUGUUAUUAAAGCCUCUUAAGCACAAUCAUUUGUUUCCCUAAUAACUUACCCCUUGAUAAUAUAGCUAAAUAUAUGCAUUUUUAAAUCUUCAAAUUGCAAUUUCCUUAUAAGACAGAAAUCAACAAGGAGAAUACCCAAAAUAUUAUGCCCAACCCUGUAAUCAUAUCUAUUUGCAGUGUUAGUGAUUAUGAACAAUUUUUAAUCUCAUAGCUAUUUUUACAUGGUAAUAAAUUUUGACAGUUUGUACAUUUCCUUUAUAUAUUUUAUAUUCUGUUAAAAUAUCUCUUCAGAUGAAACUGUCCAGAUUAAUUAGGAAAAGGCAUAUAUUUGCAUAAAAAUUGAGGAAGAAAUGUCACCGCUAAAUAAGAUUUACAACUGAUGUUUCUAAAAAUUUUCCACUUCUUUAUCUUAGCUUUGUCAGUUAUUUCCUCACCUUAAUUAUCAUUCAGCUUGCAAAAGAGAUAACUGAUAACAAAUUCACUAAAAGAAGGAGAAACUGUGUGUGUGUAUUCAGACAGGUGUUUUAUGCUAGGUUUAGAAAAUAUUGUGGAAUUUUCAAAUAGGGUAAUAUAAUGAUGGAAUGUGUAAACCAUUAUUUACAUACAUCUAAGAUCAAAUAGUCAUACCAGAGUAUGUUUCAUCCUCUAAUUUUAAAAGUAACAAUUUUUGAAAGAACUACACUGAUUAAAAUCAUUGAGCUGAUACAGAGUUUAUAGAAAAUUGACCAAAGCAGAAACGAUAAUUUAUAAUUUGAGGCAAUUCCGUCACUAAUUUCAGUUUUUGCUCUUGAUAACAUUUAAUACACAUUCAAGAUUGACAUUAUUUUCAGCCAAACCUGGUGUUUGGGUCUUUAAGUGAAUUCAUAAAAAUUCCUUCCCUUUUCUCUUCCCAUCUGGUUUUCAAAUUUGAUCUGUAGUCUCUGCUUCUUAUAUCCAUUUGUCUGUAUCUCUUGCCACUCUGUUGCUGAGGUAGAAAUAGAUUGUGUUUAUAUUCCCCCCCCUUUUUUUUAACCGUCUAGGCCCAUGUAAUAUAAACCAGAAAACUCUUCUUAAGGGUUUUUAUGGGGUUUGUUUGUUUUUUGUUUGUUUGUUUUGUCUAAUGAAAAAAAAAAUAGAUCACAUGGAGAGGUUUACAUAGUUCUUGAUUAUUCCUGAGAAUUAUGUGCUUAUAACCACAGUGACAGAUAGGUCUCAUUUUAUUUUGUUAUUUUUUGUUUUAAUUUCUUUUCAAAUAUAACAUCGUAAGAGCUAACUAGGAUGCAUUUCAUUAUUUUUCCCAUCAUUUUAAAAAAAUGAUUUUUGCAUUGUUAAAUUUCUAAUGCUACUAUAAUUUUUAACCUGACAGAGAGUAAGUCAGUCGGUAAUUUUUUUAAAAGUAAUAAAGACUAAGUUGUACUUCAAUUUAUUUUUAGGAUAUACCACGACAAGGUGCAGGGUUUCAAUAAUCUGGAAAUCGAUAUUCAUAAUUUUUAUUCAGAUAAUAUCAAAUCAAGACAACUCUAUUUGAAAACUCUCCUGAACACUAAUAUGUAUAUUUUUAUUUAUACUAAGUAAAAUUUUUUCUCAUAUAUUUAAAAUUAUAUAUAGAGACAAUUAUAUAUAAACCAUUACAUUAUACCCGCACCAUUGUGGAUAUUCAAAUGUUUAUAUACAUAUUAUGAGUUUAUUAUAACACAAAAAGUAAAAGUGGCCAAUACAGUUUAAGACAACAAAUAUACUAUUUUCAGAUGUACUACUUUUUGAGUAACAUGGAGUCUCAAGUAUUUAAUUGCAAAUUAAACGGAUUUAGUAAAGACUUCCAAAGCUAUAACAAUUUGAUUUAAAAAAUGGACUGAUUCUCCUUAUGCAAUUACAAAUAUUUCAGUAAAUGUUUUUGACUCACUUUUAAAAAUGUUAGAUUAUUGCUGCUAGAUUAUUUUCCUGAGAUUUUUCUUUGGUCAGUUGAGGAAAAUUGGACUAUUAUGAAUGUUUAGGUCGGCUGGAAAUAGAUCUUGUUCUUGUCUUUCUUCAGGAGAUUAAAGAUUUGUCUUAGAAAAGAUGGCGGACUCCAAUACGCAACAUAAAUGUUAGGUGUGUGCACCCACAAAUGUACAUGUGUGCUUAUACUGUAUUCUUUCCCAUCUCUGCUGGGACAAAAGUAAGAUAGAUUAUUAGGUUACAUUAGCAAUGCAUAGCUGUUUCUCUAACACUAAAACAGGUAUGUCGAAACAAAUUUCUGGAUUAUUUUAUGUGUCUGGUGAAAGUGUUUCCCCAGUUGCUAUUUGGAAUAUUAACAGACAGUUAACCUGAGUAUAAUUACUUAACUCAACAUAAUUUUUAUGAACUGUAAUCAGUCUUCAGGAAACUCAUUAUUUUACCUCUAUUUGUAGAUGAAUGUAAUACCAACCAAGAAAGAGGGCAUCGACCUAUAGAGGAUUUCUUAUAAUUGAGGUAUAGGUUAUGAGAAUAUAGAAUACUGAAGGCCUGAGUAGCAGGAAAUGAAAGAUAGCAUAUGACUGGAAGUAAUGAUAUUUCGAUGUAACUUAUUAUGCCGCAUGGUCAGAGAAGUAUUAAAAAUUAAUUGUCUGUUGUGCAUAAGUGGAUAUCCCAAGUAACUAAUGAAAUGUGGCUUCAGUGCCCCUCACUUAGACAUGUCCCUUCCUAAUGUUGCAUUUGGAAAUUUAUAUUAAUUUUUUUGAAGAAGAUCAGAAAAAUUGUAUACAUUUCUGGCCCUACAAAAUCUGCAUCUGUCCCUGUGAGUAUAGUAAAAUAACUUCCAUUACUUUUUCUAGUAGAAAUAAACACAGGCCACUUAUAGAAUAUAUCUUUAAAUAAUAAAGUUUUGAGUUAAUUGAAGUAUCUAUGUAUAAUUUUACAUGGCUGUCAUAUAUUUUUAUAUUUUGUGAUAUAUAAGGAGAGCGUUCACUUUUGAUAUAUUUUAUGAUUCAGUUCUGAGUGACAGAAAAGCAACAAAUAGGGUUUUAAUUGUAAUUAUUUUUCUUAGGAAAGAAAUAUAGUGAGAUUUGGAAUUUGAAUGCAGAUGAGUAAAAGAUUGAUUUUACUUAAAUGUAAUCUUGCUUCAUUUUACCCCACAUGAUAUGCUGUAUGUUGGUGCUGAUAAUGUUUACAGAGUCACAUUUUACUUUGUUAACAAUUUUAACAAUUCAAAGUCAGGAAUUAAAGCAUGACAUUGUUUAACUGGCAAGAAACUUGUGGCGGAUAUAUAGGUAAUGAGACAUCUUGACAGCUUCUGUUUACAUAAUUUAUAUGUAAGGUAAAAAUUUAUUACCUAUAAGUGUAUUUUAGGUUAAUUUUCUCAUAAACAGUAUUUUAAAUGUAUCUCAAUAUAUAUAAUACCUCAAAGUAUAAAAUCUAGGUAGUUUUAAUACUGUUCUUAAAAAGUUAUCUUAACAUCCAAAUUUUGAAGAUAAUCCUUACCUCUUUUUGUUGCAUUUUCAAAUUAGUUGGUGUCUAAAGUAAAUGCUUGGUCUAUUUUCAGAUUCACAACAAAUUCACAAAGGUGUAAAUCCCAGUCUCACAGAAAGUUCACCAGGUCUCCAUGUUGUGAGAUAUUGUCUGUCUUUACAACCUCCUAAGGAUAUUAGCUUGAUCUAUUUGAACCAUUUCUGUUUUUUCUUUUAAAUGAAUCCAUGAUUUCCUUUGUUUUAUUUGUCAUAUUUUGACAUGAUAUCCUCGAGAUGGGAGUGAGUCUUAAUUUGAACUAACACAAUGACCCUAAAUAUCCUUAGUGUGAAACUGCCCCUUGGUUUAUUUCCUUGAGAGUCCUCACCUCUCUUGUCUUUGUUACCAUUGGCCUUAAAAUAUCAGUGGGAGAUGGUUAUCUCAAUAGUUAUCUAUUACAUGUGUGUAUUUCAAGUACUUAGAUCAAGGGUGCAUUUAUGGUAUCAGUAACAGCCUUAACAGUUGUACAGAGAAAAAUUCUCUCAAGAAAACUGUGGAGUAGUAGGCAUCUGAGAGCCAUGCAGAUGGACACAGUGGUUUGAAAAUGAAUAUACUUGUUCUUCCCUCCACCUAUACACUACUGACUUUUUUUUUUUUAAGUAUGACUUUCAAGCACAUUAAUUUAUUGGUUAGAAGACUUGUUUGCUGAGUCCUUCCUUAUUACCUCUUGAAGUCUUUAGAGGUCAUGCUGAAAGCUACAGAAACAAACAAAAAAGACUGAAUCACAGUUAUGUCUUUUGCAGAAGGGAUUGUAUUUUGAGCACCUUGGGUGACAGUGUACUUUGCACAAAAUCUUAUAGGAAAACUUAUUAGGCCUUUGGGUGUUACAUGUGUAUAACUGGUUGGGUUGGGAGGGAUUUGACUUAGAUGAUGAUUAUGAAAGAUAGACCUCACUUACUCCUACUAGUUAGUAAUCUUCAGUACAUGCUCGGAAGCUCAUUUGUAUCAGACCUGGAGGCAAUGCAAUGUAGUUCCUUGUUUUUUAUUUGAACUGUCUUAUUUUGAAAGAUUUUGGAAUAAUUUUUUUUCCCUAGAAUUUCUCCUUCAUUCAAAAUUUUCAUUUACUGACUAAUGUAAUAUAAAGAAAAUUAUCUUAACGUAAAGUAAUACUUUGGGGAAAUAAAAGAUUGUUUCAAAUGAAUGUAUGUGCUUUUAACAGAAUAGGAGUAAUCUACAUUAAACUACUGUUGUUUUAAGAAUUUCAUACACUACCAUAUAGCACUUUUCAAUUGCUCUGGAAGCAAAAAAAAAAGACCCCCAUAUAUAUCUAUGGUUAUCACAUAAACCACAAGAAUCCUCCAAAAAUUUUAAGUAGUCUUGGACUUUUUUUUUAAUCCUCUCCUUGAAGAAAUUUUUUACUUAAUAGUUUUCCCUUGUGGAUAGUAGUACCAAUGCUAUAAAUCUGGAACUAAACUGUUGAUACUUAAACGUUGAAAACCAGGUUCUUCUUUUGACAUUAUCCAUGAACAGAGAGCGAUAUAUGACUACUUUUUCAGGAUAUUUGAGGCCAAUGUUAUUUUGAACACAAGCAUGAGCCUCAAGUUUCUAUUUCUUUUUAGAUGUGUUGCAAUGUAAUAGUAAUGAGUUUUCAGUGAUACCCCUCAACGUUUUGAAAACUGUGGAAACAUAAGCGCUAGAUGUGUUAGGAGUUCAUUGUUUAGUACCAUAAAAUAUAGUCUUCUCUCUGUGCCAAAUUGGUGAACAGACAUGUAGUUGUGUUUUAUUAAUAUUAAAUGUUUGCUACCUGUGUUUUUAUAAUAAGCACAAGUCAGAAAAAGGCAAGACAAAUGGCAUCUUGCAUUGAAUGCUUGACAAACUUUACUUGUCCUACUUUUCUGACAAAUAUUUGACUCCAGAUUUCAUAGAGUUUUUUUUUUUUUUUAAUGUAUUGUAGGGUGGAUUAGGUGGUAGUGAUGCACUGGUAGAGAUGGCGUUUAGUUAUUGACUCAGAAUUCAUGUCAUGAUGAGUUUUUUGUGUCUUCUUAUUGUAUGUAUAUCUGUAUUUACUUUAUAUAAAAAUGGAUUUAGUGAGCUUUGUGCUAAAUCUGCCUAGUAACAGUGACUUCUUUUUCAAUUAUCAAGGGAUAGAAAAUAUGUGUGUCGGUAUGUUCAUAUUAACAUAUUAUUAGGUACUGUAUAUGAAUGUGUUUAAAUGCUUCUGACAUUAUAUAUGGCAAGCAUCAAUAAUUUUCACCCACGGAAUCAGGUUAGACCAGUGGAAAAAGUGAUAGUCAAAAUCCUCUGGAGGAUUGUGCUGACAGCCAUCUUUUUGAUGUGUAUUUCAAUUGUAAUUUAUAGACCAGCUCUAACCCCUAACAUGAAUCUGGAAUGCAUUUAUCAUGACCUUGUACCAUUCCCCUAACUGAGGGGUGGGGGUAUAGCAUUUGGCUAGGUCAUCUAAAAUAUAGGAACAGAACAAUCCAUUUGGGGAAGAAUGAGUCUCAGUAUCCUAAAUGGACCUCAUCUAUGGUGGGGUUUCUUCACUCUGACAGUAUGAUGAUAAAACUUGGUAAAGGGGUCUGUGUAUAUUUUGUGCAAAUUUUACAAAAUGUUUUAUAUUGAUAAAUGCUUAAAUAGCAAAAUCCCUUUUCUGUGUCUAUAUUCCAACCAUAUUAGGAGUACUGAUUUAUUUAGAUAUUUAACUAUGAAAAAAAAAUGGCACAAAGGGACUUUCAUCUGUGGAUUGUGUUAUGUUUCUUAAGGUUCUCUGGCACUGAUGCCUAUACCAUCAUGAGAUAUGUGAAAUAAAAUGGAUUUUUGUACAAUUUAAUGAUUUCCCUCUGGGGAGAGUUCUGGUGCAGCAAUUACACUGCCAGAUGGUGUUUAUGGGCUAUUUGUGUGAGUGGUAAGAUACUAUGAAAUAAGAGUGCUUUCAUCUGAUGGAAAGUCUUGACACAUGUGUUUUUGUAUGGAACAAAUUUUGGUGCAAUAUGACGUAACAAUUUUGCAAUGAAUUUAAUUUCAUUUGUAUUAUGUAUCUGUAUACCCAUCAUGCUUCUAGUUGCUUCAACCCUUGUACAUGUAUUUUUGUCCAUAUUUUUUACUUGAAAAUAUUUUAAAUGGAAAUGAAAUAAACAUUUGAUAGUUACAUAA